GUAGGCUUGGAGAACGCUGCAGGUGAGCCCGUGGGCCCAAUGGGUACUCCGGAGGCCCCCUUGUCCCCUGCCGCGUGGUCGGUGCCUCGCUAUCCACUUCCGGUGAGGAAGGGAGCGCGUUCUGGGACGUGGUCAGGCACCAUGUUCCUCACCGCGCUCCUCUGCCGCGGUCGCAUCCCGGGCCGGCAGUGGAUCGGGAAGCACCGGCGGCCGCGGUGGGUGUCCAUUUUAGCGAAGGAGAACAUGGUCCGUCGCCUGGAGGUGGAGGCCGAGAACCACUACUGGCUGAGUAUGCCCUACUUGACAGCGGAGCAGGAGUACGGCCACGCCGCGGAACGCAGGGCCCAGGCUUUCGAGGCCAUCAAGGCGGCCACCACUUCCAAGUUCCCCCCACAUAGAUAUGUUGCUGACCAGCUCAACCAUCUCAACGUUACCAAGAAAUGGUCCUAACUCGGAGCCAUCACCAAUCAAGUUUGAAAACACUGCGGUCCUGAAGCUGAAAUCACUGUAAUUUUUAUAAUACCAUGACCCCCUUAGACCAGAGUUUCAUUAAAACAAACAUGAUCGUAGUAGUUUCCUAUAAAAUGUUUGGGGCUCUAUCCACGUAUUUUGGUUCAUGCACACUAUGGCAGAGGCCAGAGAAUCUUUGCUAGUGCAAGGACAACCUCAAAAAAGCCGCAAAUAGAACAUUUGGGGUUCUAACUACUCUGGAACAUGUUAAUUGCUGAUCUGUUGUUUUUUGUUGUUUUCUGGUCUCAACCUUGCAGCAACCCUGCCUCUUGUCUCCAAGUGCUGUAAUUACAUGCAUGGACUAUGAAACUUUUGUUUAAUGAAAGUUUGAUGAAAACAAUAAACUGAUGGGAGGCUUUAUUA
Nannospalax galili (Upper Galilee mountains blind mole rat) is the source of this 873-nucleotide messenger RNA. RefSeq names its product mitochondrial ribosomal protein L57 (gene Mrpl57). NCBI's taxonomy places the organism in Eukaryota, Metazoa, Chordata, Mammalia, Rodentia, Spalacidae. The record is from RefSeq and is a predicted model, not a curated record. The transcript has 2 exons. Gene Ontology annotation, molecular function: structural constituent of ribosome. Gene Ontology annotation, cellular component: mitochondrial ribosome. Gene Ontology annotation, biological process: mitochondrial translation. Bases 40 to 450 code for a protein of 136 amino acids.